This is a messenger RNA of Galleria mellonella (greater wax moth), 2068 nucleotides long. Its product is annotated as glucose dehydrogenase [FAD, quinone]. The record is from RefSeq and is a predicted model, not a curated record. Gene Ontology annotation, molecular function: flavin adenine dinucleotide binding; oxidoreductase activity, acting on CH-OH group of donors. Bases 1 to 1851 code for a protein of 616 amino acids. NCBI's taxonomy places the organism in Eukaryota, Metazoa, Arthropoda, Insecta, Lepidoptera, Pyralidae. The transcript is spliced from 2 exons.
AUGGAGGCGGCAGGAGCGCUGGCGAGUUUGGCACCGUCCCCCAUCACUGUACUGGGUCUGAUACCACUCCUAGCACUAGGAAUCACGUAUUUCAGAUACCAGCAAUUCGACCCGGAAUCUUAUAUAUCAGACGUCAACUCCGUGAUGCCGAUUUACGAUUUUAUAGUAGUCGGAGGCGGCUCGGCAGGUGCAGUGGUCGCGUCACGCCUGUCCGAGAUCAGUAACUGGACAGUCCUGCUCCUGGAGGCCGGCCAGGAUGAAACUGAAAUCUCCGACAUACCGGCACUAGCCGGCUACACGCAGCUUUCAGACAUAGAUUGGAAAUUUCAAACGACUCCUUCUAACAACCGCUCUUACUGCCUAGCAAUGAACGGGGAUCGUUGCAACUGGCCUCGAGGGAAGGUACUUGGUGGCAGCAGCGUCCUCAACGCAAUGGUCUACGUUAGAGGAAACCGUAACGAUUAUGAUCUGUGGGAGGCCCUCGGAAAUCCCGGCUGGUCUUAUGACCAAGUACUGCCCUAUUUUUUGAAGUCUGAAGACAACAGAAAUCCGUAUUUAGUAAACACGCCGUAUCAUUCUGCCGGUGGACUUCUCACAGUCCAAGAAGCGCCAUGGAGAACACCUCUAUCUGUUACGUUUAUAAAAGCUGGCAUGGAACUUGGCUACGAGAAUCGAGAUAUAAACGGGGCAAAGCAAACCGGUUUCAUGUUGACCCAAGCGACAAUGCGCCGUGGUAGCCGAUGCAGUACAGCCAAAGCUUUCCUGCGUCCCGUAAGACAACGGGAUAACUUACAUAUCGCUCUCGGUGCUCAAGUGACGCGCAUACUGAUCAAUCCGGUUAAAAAACAGGCUUACGGGGUCGAAUUUGUGCGUAACGGUCAAAAACAUAAAGUAAGAAUAAAAAGGGAAGUGAUUAUGUCGGCUGGAGCCUUGGCCACACCUAAACUAAUGAUGCUAAGCGGCGUCGGUCCUGCCGACCAUUUAAAGGAACACGGCAUUCCGGUUAUAGCGAAUCUAAAAGUGGGUCACAAUUUACAAGAUCAUGUUGGACUCGGCGGUUUAACUUUCGUAGUAAACAAACCGGUGACAUUUAAAAAGGACCGCUUCCAAACGUUCUCUGUAGCUAUGAACUACAUUCUAUACGAGAAAGGACCGAUGACGACGCAAGGUGUUGAAGGCUUAGCAUUUGUAAACACGAAAUACGCGCCGUCAUCAGGCAAUUGGCCCGACAUACAAUUUCAUUUCGCUCCGAGUUCUGUAAAUUCAGACGGCGGAGAGCAGAUUCGACGAAUUCUGAAUUUGCGUGAUAGAGUAUAUAAUACGGUGUAUAAACCUAUUGAAAACGCUGAGACAUGGACGAUACUCCCGUUGUUGCUGCGCCCUAAAAGUUCGGGUUGGGUUAAACUGAAAAGUCGAAAUCCAUUCCAUCCUGCGUCUAUAGAGCCCAACUAUUUCGCUUAUAAAGAGGAUAUCAAGGUAUUGAUAGAAGGUAUCAGAAUAGCUAUGGCUAUAUCUAACACGACAGCCUUUCAGCGGUACGGGUCGAGGCCUCAUAACAUUCCUCUUCCGGGCUGUCAACAUCAUGUGAUGUUUAGUGAUGAAUACUGGGAGUGCAGUUUGAAACACUUCACGUUUACUAUUUACCAUCCGACGGGGACAUGUAAGAUGGGCCCCAAGCAUGACCAAGAAGCCGUUGUGGACCCGAGGUUGCGCGUCCACGGGGUAGCAAACCUCAGGGUAGUGGACGCUAGUAUUAUGCCCACAAUUAUAAGCGGGAAUCCAAAUGCGCCAGUUAUUAUGAUCGCUGAAAAGGCUUCGGAUAUGAUCAAGGAGGACUGGCUCGUGUUAUGACAGUGUUGUGUUAUAUUAUUUAUUGUAUGUGAACUUGAAAUAUUAAACAAGCUGUUGACAUUACAAAAUAAUCGUAGUGUAAUGUUGUACUAGUUUUAUUAAGUCUGUAUAUAGAAUAUGAACAAAUGAUCAUUGUAAGUAACGAGUCUUAGGUACAUGUAAUAAUUACUACCUAUUAUUAAGAUAAGUACUUAAUAAAAGCGAUUAAUUAAUUAAA